Messenger RNA from Talaromyces rugulosus, 1032 nucleotides. RefSeq lists its product as uncharacterized. Gene Ontology annotation, molecular function: NADP binding; NAD binding; 3-hydroxyisobutyrate dehydrogenase activity. Gene Ontology annotation, cellular component: mitochondrion. The record is from RefSeq and is a predicted model, not a curated record. The transcript is spliced from 3 exons. Gene Ontology annotation, biological process: L-valine catabolic process. NCBI's taxonomy places the organism in Eukaryota, Fungi, Ascomycota, Eurotiomycetes, Eurotiales, Trichocomaceae. The coding region runs from base 1 to 1032 and encodes 343 amino acids.
AUGCUCCCCGCACGUGCUCUGCCAUUGCGGCAAUUGGCCAACCGCCCCCUUCCGCUCCAGCGGUGCUUCUCGACAACCGCCCAGCGAGACAGGGCAUGGGGCUUCAUCGGACUGGGACGAAUGGGUUACCCGAUGGCCCGUAAUUUGCGAGCAAGAAUUCCUGCCUCAGACACCCUCGUCGUUCACGAUGUCAACGAAGAGGCUAUGCGCAAGCUCGUGGACGAAGUCAAAGCUGCUGGUGGCAACGCACAGGCGGUUGAGAUCACAGAUAGCCCGCGAGCACUGGCCGAAAAAGCAGACACCAUCAUUACCAGUCUCCCAGAACCAGUCCACGUCAAACAUGUCUUUCACUCUAUCCUCAAGCCCGGCCCUCUACCAGUAUUGAAGGAAGAGCGCCUUUUCAUUGACACAUCAACAAUUGACCCAGUCACCUCGAGAGAAGUAGCAUACGCCGUCCAAGCGCCAAACCAAGGGCGCUUUGUUGACGCCCCCAUGUCCGGAGGAGUGGUCGGUGCCGAGGCCGGCACCUUAUCAUUCAUGUUUGGAGCUUCUUCCAAAACAGGCGCUCUUGUUGAGCGUGUCGAAUCAGCUUUGUCGUUCCUGGGCAAGAAUGCCUGGCAUAUGGGCGAGCAAGGCACUGGAGUCAGUGCUAAGCUAGCCAACAACUAUAUACUUGCCAUAAACAACAUUGCCGUCGCCGAAGCCAUGAACCUCGGAGUCCGCUGGGGUCUCGAUCCUAAAAAGUUAGCCAGCAUGAUCAACUCUUCCACCGGCCGCUGCUGGCCGAGUGAGAUCAACAACCCCGUCCCUGGCGUCGUGGAGAAGGCCCCGGCCUCCCGCGACUACGAGGGCGGAUUUGGAACCAGCCUGAUGAGGAAGGACUUGAAGCUAGCCAUCGCAGCAGCCCUGGAAUCGGGCACGCCGUUGGAGUUGGCUGCCACGGCGCGGGGACUAUACGACGCCGUCGAUGAUGUAUACCCCGGAAAGGACUUUUCGGUCGUCUACAAGUACUUGAAGAGAAAUUCUUGUUAG